AAAUUUCCACCGUGAGUUCACCAAUGCUCACAGUUGCCACUGGCAUGCCAAAACUUUGGAAUCAAGCGCAUCGAAUAUCAGAAGGUUUUUAGAGACCUGAAAAACCUCAACGUUAAAAACUUAUGAUUUAUAAAGUUUUAUCCCUAAUUCAAAUUUUCUUUACUGUAUGUCGACAAUUUAAUCUAUUUCUGACUUGAAAUGAGUGAGAUAUAUCCAAUCGAAGUUUUGCUAUCCACAGGCAAGAACUCGGAUUGCCAGAAAAAAACUUUGACGACUUUUGUUCAAAUUUUAGGCGAAAACAAAUAUUGCCACGAUAGCGUUGUAUUCGAUUCAAAGUCACGAAAGGUCGUUCGCAGAUACAUUUUGCGCAGAUAUAUCUUGCGCUGUAUAUUUUUUUGAUAUAACGCUGUUAUUUGGAGCCAAAAGGCAACAACGUUCUUUCUUUAUUGAGUUUAUUCAAAUUUCAAUUUAUUGAUAAACAAAGUAACGUACGUAUGCGCUCGUUCGGUCCCUUGACUUUAGCAACUUAUAUCUGUGAACGAUCUUUCCUGAUUUUGAAUCAGACAACGGGGGCUUCAAUUAUUUCUGAUGGAUUCGCCAUGAUAGACUAUCUAUAUUCUAUAACUUUUAUUAUUCGUAGAUACCUUUAUUAUGUUAUCAAAGUUGACGGAUUUCUGACGAUGUCUGUCUCCCAACUACAGAAAAGGUUUGCCUAGUUUUGUUUCUCAGCACUUAACACUUCCACUCUCCACGAAAAAAUCUAAAACAUCACCUACACGUCCAUUUUAGAUAAUACAUGAUAAUGCUACUAUGAGACUCAAAUUGACAGUUUUUCAUGUUUUUGGUACAAAACUUCCUUCAAGAAUCUUUUAAUUUUCCUGAUUAUAUAUGAUUCCUGGACGUAUAGUUCAUGUUCAAAAAAACCAUUUUGUUAAAAACACCAAAAUAAAAUUUUGUUUAUCAUCCUUUGAAUAAAUACACAUUAAAUAAAAUUUACGAGUUCAGAAACGUUUUUUUCUGAUCAAAAUCAUGUUGAGUCUAAUCCUACAAGUGUAUCAUAUCUGAUACAUGAACUCCACGGUCAGAACUUAAAUGAAUCAUAUAUGAUACAUGAAAAGUGAAAGUAUUAAGUAACAACAAUUUGACGACAACUUGCUAGAACUCGCCGCCCUUACAAUUUGAGGAGUAAAGUUUAUCUUUAUAGGAAAAUUAUUCAAUUGUGAUGAUACUGGUGUAGUUCAGAAGAACGACUCUACAAAAGAAACAAUUCGUCAAGAAAUUUUAGCGGCUUCUCAAGAAUGGGUUAGACGUUUCAAUACUGGUGAUUAUAAAUACACUAUUGAUACUUAUUUACCUAAUGCAAAAAUGUAUCCGCGAAAUACAAAAACACCUCGAUUACCUGUUGAACAGAGAGAAAAUAUUGGUCAAUGGUGGAAAACAUUCCUUGAUACAACGGGUGCAAAAAAUUUAGUUUAUUAUAAUGUUGACGUAAAAGUAACCGGUCCUGAUAGUGGUGAUUUAUCAGCUAGAUGGUAUAUGAGCGUUGGCAGCGGACAUAUUGACAAGGAAACAUGGAUUAAAAAUGAUGGCAGAUGGUCACUUGCUUUUGAUGAUUUUACUGUAGAAGAAACACAUUCAGCAACAGGAGCAGUCGAGGAACAUAAAUCUGAUGUGAUGGAGUCGGCAUAA
Molecule: messenger RNA, 1689 nt
Organism: Didymodactylos carnosus
Lineage: Eukaryota; Metazoa; Rotifera; Eurotatoria; Philodinida; Philodinidae
Source: the annotation of a GenBank genome assembly